Messenger RNA from Homalodisca vitripennis (glassy-winged sharpshooter), 507 nucleotides. Its product is annotated as ejaculatory bulb-specific protein 3-like. Bases 41 to 433 code for a protein of 130 amino acids. Lineage: Eukaryota; Metazoa; Arthropoda; Insecta; Hemiptera; Cicadellidae. The transcript has 2 exons. The record is from RefSeq and is a predicted model, not a curated record.
ACCGUCUCUCUCCAGCACUCCAGCACUCCAGUAGUCCAGGAUGUCCCUAGUCUCCCUCCUCGGUCUCGCGGCGUGCCUGGUGGCCUCGGUUGUCGCCGCUCCCGCAGAAAUGUACACCACGAAAUUCGACAACGUCGACCUCCAGCAGAUCCUCCACAACGAGCGUCUCCUCCUCUCGUACUUCAACUGUCUCGUGGACAAAGGUCGCUGCACCCCUGACGGCGAGGAGCUCAAGAAGUCUCUCCCUGACGCGCUGCAGACCGCCUGCUCCAAGUGUUCCGAGAAGCAGAAGAAUGGCUCAGAGAAGGUGAUCCGUUUCCUGAUCGAAAAGAAGCACUCGAUGUACGAGGAGCUGGAGAAGAAGUAUGACCCUAACGGCAUCUACAAGGCACGAUACCGUCAAGAUGCGCAGAAGCAGGGUAUCAAAGUGUGAUAACUCCCCCCCCCCCCAGACUACAUCGACCCCACUGUGUUAUAGGCUGUAAUAAAUAUAUUUAGUUUAGUAAA